GCCCCCACCGGGGAAGUAGGUGAAAGGGCGCGAGCAGGGAGGAGCAGCAGAUGAUCACGCUCACCUCACGUGAUUCCUUCUGCGUCUGACUGACCGUGACUGUGUGCGUGUGCUCACAAAGCGUCCGCAGUCCGACAGAUACACGAUUCAAAUGAAAGAGCCUAAUACUCAAUUCAUGCUCUAAUAUUGCAUAUAUCUCUAUUUUUAUUUUGUAAAUGAAAGCUGCAGCAUGGAUGUUGAGGAGCUCCACUCAGACGUCUGGGGUGAACUCCAGCCAGCUCUUUUGGGUGCAGGUGACAUGGAGGCUGUGGAGGCUCUGAUGUCCAUGACGAAGCACUGGGAGACCAGGGGCUCCAGGCUCAGUCACUGCAGGCCCCUGACGCCGUCCUCGGACUGCUCAGAGGACGACGCUGUCCCCUUUGGGUCCGCCACUCUUCGGGACUCUCUUACGUGCAUGACGCCGCCGUACAGUCCACCCAACUUCGAGGCCUCCCACUCGCCCUCAGCCGCGACCUCGCAUCCACCCGGAGCCGCCGGAAGUCCGAGCUGGCAGUCGACAGAGGAGACCCGCCGCCAUGUGUGCGCCGCCGCUCCUCAGCGUCGCUUCCUGUGUGCCAGUGUCAUCCGUCACACUUCAGAUGGCGUUGAUCGCUGCGUCCCCGGCGCGGACGGGCCAGCACAAACUCACACGAAAGGCCUUCAAACGGAGUUGAGCUCUGAGCGCGGGCUGAGCGGUGCCGCGGAGCAGAACUCCGCUGCAGCCACGCCGCAGAGCUCCUUAGGAACGACCGCUGAAGCUCGCCGGCUGAGUCCGUCAGGCCCGGUUGACACAUCCGUCACAUCUCCGGCUGUCUCCCCCGUGCCCGUCUUCUGCCACAUCCUUCCCUUCUCCUGUCCUGCCUCCGCCGGUCGCCAGCAGCACCCGGGCCCGAUGCCGCCAGCCCCCGCGCCACGAAAGCAAGCACCAGCUUGUCCCGCCCACGUCUUCCUCCUGGGGGGCCCGGUGGCGCUCAUCGUCCCCCAGCCAGUUGCCCCCGCACUCUACGUCCAGCCGCCACUGGUGACCACUGUCAGCGGCGGCGCCAAGCUACUGGCCAUCGCCCCGGCGCCCUGCCGAGCCCCGUCGGAGCAAAGAGGAAACCCGCUGCAGCCGGAGGCGUCCCGUGCACGCAGCCAUGUCUGUCCCCGUGAGGACUGCAGCAAGACCUACUUCAAGAGCUCCCACCUCAAGGCCCACAUGAGGACACACACGGGUGAGAAGCCCUUCAAGUGCAAGUGGGAGGGCUGCGAGAGGCGGUUCGCCCGCUCCGACGAGCUGUCCCGCCACCGGCGGACGCACACGGGGGAGAAAAGGUUUGCCUGUCCCGCAUGCCUCAGCCGCUUCAUGCGAAGCGACCACCUCGCCAAGCACGCCCGGCGGCACCUGGCGGGAGGAGGGCGCCUGCUGGCCGCUAAAAGUCAGGCAGUCCGCUGACCUGGACAAGAUCCCUGUGACCCGGCGACGUGCACACAGCGCUUUGGACUGUUGAACGCGCCUUUGAGCCUCGCAGUGUGUUCUGGUUUGCUUUGUUACAUGUCAGUCGGCCAAAAACAUCUGCUUUUAAUGAGAAUAGCUGGGUACGAUCGAAGAGAGAGAUUGUUUACAUUUGACGUCAAACUACUGCGUCCCUCAAACGGAGCAUUUAACCUGAAAAUAUGUUUCACUAUGUACAGAUCAACACUUUGCACCUUUACCUGUAGCUGAUGUUCAACCAAAGAAUGUUUCAUAUGGUUCUUUUGUGCUUUACCAGUAUCUAUUUUUGUUAUAAAAAACUAUUUUGCACAACCCUGUUUGUUGCAGGGACAUUACAGAUCUUUGUUACACUGGAACGCGUGUUUUCUUUUUGUGUGUGUAAUCAAAGCCUUUAUUCCUGUUCAGUUCCUACGUGGUUGACUUGAGACAUUUAGCUGCUCCAACCAAAGUGGUUUCUCUUCUGAUCAUUGUCCAAGAUGAGGUCAUGUUAUGCUGCCGUCACACAGAAUACGGAUAUUAAUAAAAGACACCCGUGUGGUUCACAAUC
This is a messenger RNA of Gasterosteus aculeatus aculeatus (three-spined stickleback), 2060 nucleotides long. Lineage: Eukaryota; Metazoa; Chordata; Actinopteri; Perciformes; Gasterosteidae. The record is from RefSeq and is a predicted model, not a curated record.